Drosophila biarmipes is the source of this 4480-nucleotide messenger RNA. RefSeq names its product centrosome-associated protein Alms1a (gene Alms1a). NCBI's taxonomy places the organism in Eukaryota, Metazoa, Arthropoda, Insecta, Diptera, Drosophilidae. The transcript has 5 exons. The coding region runs from base 300 to 4232 and encodes 1310 amino acids. The record is from RefSeq and is a predicted model, not a curated record.
AUAACGAUACAUGGCAUCAUUUCCGAUAUUAUAUUUUUAAAAAUUCCAUUUUCUGGAUUUUUUUCAGAAUUUCUGCAGAACAGUCCGCUUUUAAGUAAAAGGAAAAAUGUGGGUUAUUUAGUGGCACUUCAGUUGAUCCAGAGCCCUUGGUGGGCAAGCCAACGUGCCACUCAAAAAGUAAACAAUCCCAAUACACAAACGCAGCUUGCUGCGUAGAAAACUGCCAUAGAACAAGCAAAUAAACUGGACAAGCCUUGACAACCAAGAGUGGACUACCCCAGCGCAGACGAGGGACAGAGAUGUCCAGCUCCCGGCAUCGCAAACCGGCGAAAUCCUCCCGCGUGCCGCCGCAGGCCAGGGAAUACAUCACGGAAUUGGCCGAGGAUCGCGAGUUGGAGCGAUUCAUGGCCUUCUCCUCGACGGCGAGCAGCGGAGCCAGUGGCAGCACCCACAGCUGUGCCCUGGGAGUCGUCCAAGCGCCAGGCAUACCCUCCACCGCCAGUGGCUGCGCCAGGAAACACGGAUCUCGACCGCAAUCCAGUCACAGGCGUCGCACCAAGAGCAAGGAGAGUCCACCAGCUGGUGGAGAAGCAGAGGAGCGACUCCUGGAGCUGCCUCCUACGACACCAACCAGCAAGCCCAGCCUCCCCCAGCUGAGUCCUCAAAAAACCCAAGGAACCCUGGCGAAAUCCGAUGAAUACACCAUAAUACCUAUUCUAAUUUCCAGGAGUCCGAGUUUACGUCCAGCGGCAGCCACUCAAACCAUGUCCCUAUCCGUGGAGGAUCUAAGGACACCCACCAAGCCGCCGAGGGAGAUGCAAACCAAGAAAACCCAGACACCAGAGUCGGCUUUAAAGUCACACAAGCGCCUGGAAUGGGAUCCCGCGGCCGAUGUGGGCUACUACAAGAGGGCGGUGUCCACCAGCAACAUCAGCACGCUGGAGCGUUCUGUUCUGGAGGAGUGCGGCUGGCGUCAGCCGAUACAGCAGCGAUCGGAGACGGAUUUGGACAGGUUGCACCAUCAGGAGGCAGAGGAGCCGUCGCCCAUGCCGGAAAAACCGGCGCCACCACUGGCUUCCAGUACUUUCGUCAACCGCAGCCAACGCGGCAAGCCCUCUCUGGGGAGUUCCAUAAGCUCUAGAAAGGAGGAUUCGCAGGAGGUUUCGCACAGCAGAUCUGGGAAGGAGGAUUCUGGCAGUAGCUCUCGGCCAAAGGAUUCCCGCAGCACCUCAGCCAAGGAGUCUACCCACGGCAGUUCCUUUAAUGAAGCUACCCAAGGCAAUUCAACGAAAGAGGAUACCCACAAGAGUUCUAGGAAGGAAAAAACCCAACACAGCUCCCAAAAAGAAGACACCCAAAACAGCUCCAAGCGAGAGGCCACCCAAAGUGGCUCCCAAAAGCAAGACUCCCUCGGCAGCUCCAGAAAAGAGGAACUGAGGCUCAGCUCACGAGUCCAAGAUCCUCAGGUCAGUUCCCGCCGAGCAUCGCUGAGUAGCUCGCAAAAGGAAUCACUGGGCAGUUACAGAAGGGGCGACUCCCGGCUCAACUCGCAGAACAGCUCCAGAAUGGGAUCACAAAUGAGCUCAAGAAUGGGGAAUUCUCGUUUAAGUUCUAGGCGGGAAUCCCAGGCUACCUCGCUAUGUGGCAGUUCGGCGGCCAGUAGCUUCGAUUACCACAUAUACAUGGAGCAGGAAUUGGAGAUUGCCAAGCAGGAGCAAAAGAAAUCAGAGCAGAAGGAAAAUGGUGCCAAGGAGCAGCCGGAGAAGGCUCUGGGACCAAGGGAGCAAAAGAGAAAGGACAAGGACCACCAUCACGAGAAGGAACCAACGAGAAUUCAGCAGCUCGCCAAGGAGCAAAGGAAAGCCGAGCAGCGGGAAAAGGAGCGCGAGCAGGAGCGUCAGUACACGGCGGCCCAGUUCGAGAGGAUCCUGGGCAGUCGACGGCACGAAAACAAAGAGAACCAGCAGCCACAGGCGCCGGCUGCCAAACCAUCCAUCACCGCAGCUGCCUCCACAUCCUCCUCUUCGAUAGGAAAUGCAUCCGGAUCGGGGCACCGAGGAGAACUGGAUCUGGGAAUCGAUUUGCUCUGCUCGCUGGUGAAAACUCGCAGCCUCAGCCAGGGACAGAAAAAGAAACUGGUUAGGGAUAUAGCCAGGCGUAUUUCCUGCCUAGAUUUGGCCGAGUCCGGCAGCAGUUUACGUUCCCUGAGGAGCAGUCAGUCCAGCAACCCAAAGGAGCAGACAAAAGAGCCAAUCCCCUUGCAGCGGCAUGAUGUGGCUACCAAUACCUCGCAAGCUGGUUCGCAGAGAUCUGACAAAGGAAAGCCUCAAACAUUACCCGUACCCGCUCCCCGAAAGCGUGGAACCACCGGCACGCCUUCACCACUGCCCACUAGUUUCUCGAACAGUGGCUCCACGAGUGCCUCGCACGAGGUGAUCACCCAGAAGACCAAUGUGCCAACUCGCGAUGCAGCCUCCACGGAUGCCGAUGCAGAGGCCGAGCCCUCGGAGCUGCAGGAGUGGCUGAAUCCCAUGACCCAAAGCGAAAUAGAGUACGAGCAGCGUUUGAGGGGAGGCGGCGAUACGGAGCGGAGGAACCAGCUGAACUGGAUUCACACGGAGAUUCAACGCCUGCAGGCGUUGCAGAAACUACUGGCCGAUGCCAAGACCGCUUUGCCAAGCAGUUCCAUGCAGAUCGAAACAGGCAGGGAGUCCGAUUGUUCCAAUGGAAAGUUAGCUGUGCCUGCGGUGCAAAUGCCAGGUGGCCAGGAGGAGCCUGCUGCAGUGGUAAAGCCAUUGCCGCAGGGUAUGCCAGUUGAAGCGUUUGUAGAGGUGGAAAAUCCAGGAACACCCACCGCUCCCCAGCCUCCAGUAAGAGUGGAAUCGGUGGGUGUGGCACCCAAGGGGCUGCCUUCGUCUGCUUCGUCCAUCGCCACACCGCCGCCGCCUCCUCCACCGCCCCAUCUUAGCCACCCCAAGCCACAACAUCGCAAGAAGAUGGCCACCCCUGUACUCCAAUCGCAUAGCUCCACCAGCGGCGGUGGCCGCAGCGAGAGCGUUUGCUCCUUUGUCCAGCAAAGGCAGCGACAGUUCCGCGAGCACUAUCAAAAUCAGCAGCAGCAACUGCUCUUGCUGCAGCAACAGCAGCUCUACCAGCAGCAGAAGCAACUCUACCAGCAGCAGCAGCAACAUCUCUUCAAGCAGAAGCAGCCACAUCACGCUCACCAGGGAACAUAUGCCCAUGAGCAGCAUUGCCCGCAAUACCAGAGGCCUGAGCAGGAAAGACAUGAGCAGCACGAGGAGCAGGAGCAAUACAUGCAGAUGCAGUACGCCCAGGCGACGGGCAGUGCGUAUGCCACGCCUCAUUUGAGUGGAAGCGCUGGCUACAGCUGUGCGGAUAACGAGGGGGCUAUCUACUACCAGGUGGUGAACUCUCAGGCAGCUUCCAGCUAUGUGCAGGCAGCCAUGGUGGUCACAAGAACGACACCAAACGAGGGAGCUGCAGCAAGAGGAGCAGGAGCAGGCGCAGCAGCCGGGUCGGGAGUGGGCAGAUCCACCACAACCACGACCAGCUCCUCGUCCUCGAUGAUGUGCAUCAGUUCGGACAUGUCCAUACCCAUGGGCAUGGUGAAUACCUGUGAGACCACCACAACGACCACCACCCAUCAGUACGACGAUGUGGCCUGCCAGCGGGUCAGAAGAGUGGCCAAAGAGGCAAGGCGGCAUCCGGAGAGUAUGCGGCGACAGACGCUGCAGGUGCGUCCGCGUGCCAUCGCCUAUGUCAUCCAGUUCACCUCGUCGGGGGGCAGUGAGGUGCUGCCCGAGACGCGUUCCCUGCAGGAUCAACUGCAGCUGGCCCGCCCCGAAUUCUGCGCCAAGUCCAAGCAACGCAAGGCCAUACUCAAUCAGAUGCAGAUGAUCCGGAAUGUGCGGCGGCGCGAGAUGGACGAUCUGCUGGGCGAGAACACCAGCUUGGAGACGCUGGACAGGCGACUGCUGCAGCUGCCACCGCCGGCCACUUCUCGCUUGAGGAUUUUCACCACCAGGGAAAUGAAGGCCAUGACCAGCAAGCGUUGUCAGAGCUUGCCGGAAGUGCUGGCCGCUCAGAAUCGCCAACUGGAAGAACGGAGGCGUCGCUGCAAUCGCCUGAUGCGGGAUGUCUUUAAUAAGCGCCUCCAAAAUCGCGUGGCCAAUGGACAGCUCUCGCUGAAUCACAGCAGGACCAUCAUCUAGCGAAGAUCGACUUUUGAAUGCCAUGGAGCUAGAGCAAUGACACCCCAGUACACAGCCCACCAGUUCAAUUUUUACUUUGCCAUUGCCAGGCUUUUUAUUUGUUCAACUCUUCAGCUUAUUGUUAAACCGCGAAAAUUAGUAUAGGCUAGUUAACUACAAAGCAAACAUGAACUUGUAUGUUUAUAAUGUACAAUCAGCAUUUAUCUAAAUUUAUAAUGUUUUUAAAUUAAAUAAAUUUAUCAACACGG